AUGGACCGCACAUUGCGGGCGCGUGGACGAGGACGGCGCCAAAACACGCACGAGCACGAGGACGUGGGCGAGCAUGAUGAGUGGACGACGGGUCCGGAGCACCGCUCCGCCUUGUCCUCUCUCGCCCUUGGAGGAGAGGAGGAGGUCGAUCCGGCAAAGGACUUUGGCCGUGGGAUUAAAUGGGACGGCAUCGGCAUGGGUUGGGAGGUUGGUUGGUAG
This is a messenger RNA of Drechmeria coniospora, 219 nucleotides long. RefSeq lists its product as uncharacterized. The transcript has a single exon. Bases 1 to 219 code for a protein of 72 amino acids. Lineage: Eukaryota; Fungi; Ascomycota; Sordariomycetes; Hypocreales; Ophiocordycipitaceae. The record is from RefSeq and is a predicted model, not a curated record.